AUGACGGGUGAGGGAGGUCACGGGAAGAAGCGCCCGGCCCCAGAUGACCCCGAUGUCGCGCAACCGUUAACGAAAAGAUUUGGAGGCCUACGACUAGAUAAUCGCCUGCCAAUCUCCGCUCGGGCCCAACUCAAGGGGCAUAUUCAGCAGCCUAUCCAUAAUCAACAUGACCACAUUGACUAUCACCCACAUAACCAACUUAAUCACGGGCAUUCUGCCCCUGAGCCAAUGCUCUUGGAUGACACCAAGCAUACAACUUACAUUCACAACCUGGAUCAUGAAUUAAUCGAAGACGAUUCUCCCGGUUUGGUCUUUUUACCAUUCGCGGAGAAAGUCCUCUCAGUCCCUCAGUCCGUUCUAUCCGACUCGAAAUCUUCAGGGAAAGAACUCGUUCUUUAUACGGAACCAUCUUCCCUCACGGUUCCCCGGGAAAAAGAUAAUGUUCGAAAGGCAAUUCUUGAAUCUCGAGCUCGAGCACGAGCUAGAGAGAAGGUUACGGACAAGGAUGAGAACUUGAAGGAUGAGAAGGAUGAAGAUUUAUACGAUCCAAUGGAUAUUGAUUGA
Penicillium coprophilum is the source of this 564-nucleotide messenger RNA. RefSeq lists its product as uncharacterized. NCBI's taxonomy places the organism in Eukaryota, Fungi, Ascomycota, Eurotiomycetes, Eurotiales, Aspergillaceae. The record is from RefSeq and is a predicted model, not a curated record. The coding region runs from base 1 to 564 and encodes 187 amino acids. The transcript is spliced from 2 exons.